ACGGUAUAGAGGUAAGAACUAGGCAAGCCCCAUUGGAGAUACUGUAUUCUAUUUAAGUAGAGUCCAGAGUCCAGUCCUCUCCAUCAUCCCCAUCACUUUGUAGAUCACUGAAUUUCUACUCUGUUCUUUUAUCCAAGAAAUAACUGAAAGUGGUCUUCUUUUUCUUCUUCUCCUGCUCUUGUCUUCUUUUAUCCAUGAAGGAAAUCAUGGGCGGUGAAGUGCACGUAGUGAUGCUCCCAUAUUUGGCCUUUGGCCACAUGAUCCCAUUCUUCCAUCUCUCCAUUGCCUUGGCCAAAUCUGGGAUCCGAGUUUCCUUCGUAUCAACUCCCAGAAACAUCGAUAGGCUCCCUAAACCACCUGUAAACCUAUCAGCUCUUUUAGAAUUUGUUCCGUUUCCCUUGCCCAUCGUCCCCAACACCAAUGGCGAGACCUUGCCUCCAAAUGCUGAGGCCACCGUCGACGUUCCUGCAGACAAGGUACCACUCUUGGAUGCCGCCUACAAUCUCCUUCGUGACCCCUUCAAGCAAUUCUUGUUUGACAAAUCACCCCAUUGGAUCAUCCAAGACUUUCUUGCUGACUGGACAAUCGACAUUGCCAAAGAAUUCUGCAUACCAAUUAUCGGGUUCUCCGUGUUCGCUGCUAUAACCAACGCCUUUAUUGGCCCGCCGGAUUUCAUGGUUGGAGAUGCUCGUAAGAGCGUUCGACCAACCGCCGAGAGUCUGAUGUCCCCACCCCCGUGGAUCCGUUUUGAGUCUUCUCUUGGCCUCCCCUCCUACGAAGCUGUUAGCUUUUUCCAUGGUUUUUUUGGGAAAGAUGGUCCAGCAGAAAAGAUAGCCACCGUUCUCCGUGAAAGCAAGGCCGUGGCCAUACGUACUUGUCCGGAUUUUGAAUGUGGCUACUUCGACGUGCUGGAGACGAUGUACGAAAAAGAAGUUAUUCCAGUUGGAUUAUUAUCUCCCACACCAAGUGAUCAUGGUGGUGACGAAGAGUGGAUCAAAAUUUUACACUGGCUUGAUCAACAGAAACCCAAAUCUGUGUUGUUUGUUGGGUUUGGAAGCGAGUGCAGACUGAGUAAAGAACAAAUUGAGGAGAUAGCUCGUGGGGUAGAGCUCUCCAAUUUCUCAUUUAUCUGGGCACUUAGAAAAUCUCACUGGGCAGGCAACGAUGAUGAAGUUCUACCUCAGGGAUUCAGCAGCCGGACCUCCGGCCGAGGAAUCGUUGGUAUGGGAUGGGCUCCACAACUGAAGAUUCUAGCCCACCCUUCAAUCAGGGGAUCCCUGUUUCACUCGGGAUGGGGUUCAGUCAUAGAGACCCUACAGUAUGUUCAUCGCCUUGUCUUGUUGCCACUGAUAAUCGAUCAAGGUAUAAAUGCAAAGCUGCUGGUGGAGAAGAAUUUAGCGAUUGAGGUAGAGAUAAAUGAAGAUGGGUCGUUCAGCGGGGAGUCCAUCGCCAAGGCAUUGAAACGAGCGAUGGCGUCUGAAGAAGGAGACGAAAUGAGUCAGAGAGCGAAGGAAACUGCUGCAAUAAUCUGCAAUCGUCUACGGGAAGCGGAAUACAUGAAUAAGUUCGUGAAGUAUCUCACAAAUAACCAUGAACGAGAGAUCGCAGGGAUAGAAAGCAGGAAAUAAAAUAGCGAUUGUGUGUGUGUCUGUUGUUUGUAUAAGAUUUUCUUUUCUGUGUUGUUCACUUAUCUUUGUGUCUGUUGUACGAGAUUUUCUUUUCUUCGUGAUUGUGUCUGUUUGGAACCCGGAUUUCCUGCACUUCUCAUUGAGGUGCUGUGCGUUGUGCGUAAACUUUGGGCAACUGACACAAAAGAAGGACUUGUCGAAACAGAGAAAGAGAACAGGUGAGAACCAAUUUAAUUACAGUCUCCAAAAUCAAA
Molecule: messenger RNA, 1882 nt
Organism: Nelumbo nucifera (sacred lotus)
Lineage: Eukaryota; Viridiplantae; Streptophyta; Magnoliopsida; Proteales; Nelumbonaceae
Source: RefSeq, a predicted model, not a curated record